AUGGGGUUGAGGGACUGGCUGAGGACCGUGUGCUGUUGCUGCCGGUGUAAGUGCCUGGAGGAGCCUGCCCUGCCGGAGAAGGAGCCUCUGGUCAGUGGUAACAAUCCAUAUUCCUCAUUUGGGGCAACUCUGGUGAGGGAUGAUGAAAAGAAUUUGUGGAGUAUGCCUCAUGAUGUGUCGCACACGGAGGCAGAUGACGACAGAAUCCUGUACAACCUGAUAGUCCUUCGUAAUCAACAGGCCAAAGAUUCCGAGGAAUGGCAAAAACUCAACCAUGAUAUCUAUGCCCUGCGGCAGAUUCGAAGGGAAGUGAGAAACAGAUGGAAAUGCAUUUUAGAAGAUUUAGGUUUUCAAAAGGAAGCAGACUCUUUGUUGUCAGUUACUAAACUCAGCACCCUCAGUGACUCUAAAAACACAAGGAAAGCCCGAGAAAUGUUGUUAAAACUGGCUGAAGAGACCAAUAUUUUUCCAACAAGUUGGGAGCUCUCAGAGAGAUACCUCUUUGUUGUGGACCGUCUCAUUGCUCUGGAUGCUGCAGAAGAAUUCUUUAAAAUUGCCAGUCGAACUUAUCCCAAGAAGCAUGGAGUCCCGUGCAUGGCAGAUGGCCAGAAAGAACCGCACUACUUUCCAUUUCCAAGUCCGUGAAGGAAAGACUCAGAGGCAGAAUUGGAAUUCUUCCACUGGGACUCAGUAGCCAACCACAGUUGGACAAUUGCAUGUGGAAGAGUGUGAGCAAGUAGAAGACUUGCUAAGUAAAAAAUGAAGGACUGUGAAUCCUGCAAAAAUCUAAGGAUCUGGAUAUCUGGACUUCAUAAGGACCUUACUCUAUGAAAUGUUCAGCUUGCAUUGAAAUACCUUGAUGAUCUUGCACUUACAAAGAGAUCAAUGGGUAUUUCAUCAUGGAUGCUUAGAUUCCAAGAAGAACCUACUGCCCCAGUUUGGGUUUUGGUUGUACAAUAACCUCCUAUCAUUAAUCCUAUUGGGAUAAUGGAAUGUUCUAGUUAAUGAAACAAUAUAAUUAAUAGAGCCCUCAUAGAGCCCAAACGUGGAUUACCAAUUUCUAAAUAAUUAUCAUGCAGUAUAGGUCAACACCAAAAUAAUGCUAAGCAUAAUGUACCUUUCUUUGAUUUGGAAGAACUACAGAACCUUGGAGGAUGUCAUGGGUAUCAUGUUGAGUAUCAGUUAUGAUUAUUCAGAAGUAUAGGUAUACCAGAUAAUAGAGAUGUCUAGGAGUGCUGCUCAGAAGUGAGCUCCAAGUGGAAUGACUCCAAACAGAACUUUCUGCAGCCACGUGUAAAAGUUCUCUCUUCACUUGUGGCACAUGCAUCUUAAAUUCUCACAUUAUUGAUAAACCAGGUUACCUCAUUUUUGCAUAUUGUCCAUUACUAGUCCAAAAGCCCUUAACAUUUUAUCUGGGAUAUCAUCUGUAAGUUGAAACACCUGGCCACCACUUCCUUUUCUUCCGUUAAUUAUUACUGUUUCUAGCUUAUUGGCUGAAAGU
This is a messenger RNA of Trichechus manatus latirostris (Florida manatee), 1501 nucleotides long. RefSeq names its product melanoregulin (gene MREG). Gene Ontology annotation, biological process: melanocyte differentiation; melanosome transport. The record is from RefSeq and is a predicted model, not a curated record. The transcript is spliced from 5 exons. Gene Ontology annotation, cellular component: melanosome. NCBI's taxonomy places the organism in Eukaryota, Metazoa, Chordata, Mammalia, Sirenia, Trichechidae. Bases 1 to 645 code for a protein of 214 amino acids.